Molecule: messenger RNA, 3104 nt
Organism: Xenopus laevis (African clawed frog)
Lineage: Eukaryota; Metazoa; Chordata; Amphibia; Anura; Pipidae
Gene: mtss1.L
Product: metastasis suppressor 1, gene 1 L homeolog
Exons: 15
Coding region: 398-2743 (781 amino acids)
Biological process (GO): positive regulation of actin filament bundle assembly; plasma membrane organization; adherens junction maintenance
Cellular component (GO): actin cytoskeleton; cytoplasmic side of plasma membrane; cytoplasm
Molecular function (GO): actin binding; phospholipid binding
Source: RefSeq, a predicted model, not a curated record
AUGCAGACGGAAGGGGCAGAGCCAGGGGCAUUACACAGUGACAGAGCACGGGAUUGCGGUGAGUUCAGUUCGUUCUGUCCGGGAUCUGAUCGGUUUGUGUCCUUCUUCAAUCUCCGGAUCCUCACAAUGUCCUCCUAUGUGCAACGAUGGAUUUUCCUUUCUUGCGGACGGAGGGGCAAUUAAAGCUGCGAUCCUUUGCCUGAAUCAGCUGGGGGGAUUCUCUGCCUCUGCACAAGCUUCUCCUUGGGGGUCGCCGCCGCCGCCGCUCCUCUGUUGCAGCUACACAGGGGGAUCCCCUCUCAAGGUCUCCAUUAAAGGAAGGGCUUCUCCCAGUCUUAUCCCAUAGCUGCUGCUGCUUGUGGAUUGUGUCCCUAUUGAUUGUGGAUUGAUCUGAAACAUGGAGGCUGUUAUAGAGAAGGAAUGCAGCGCCCUGGGGGGACUCUUCCAGACCAUCAUCAGUGACAUGAAGGGAAGUUAUCCAAUCUGGGAAGACUUUAUAAACAAAGCAGGAAAGCUUCAGUCGCAGCUCCGGACCACAGUGGUUGCGGCUGCAGCAUUCUUGGAUGCAUUUCAAAAGGUAGCCGACAUGGCCACCAACACUCGAGGUGCCACCAGGGAAGUGGGUUCUGCCCUCACCAGGAUGUGUAUGCGGCACCGCAGUAUCGAGUCCAAGCUCAGGCAGUUCUCCAGUGCUCUGAUUGACUGUCUGAUCAACCCACUGCAAGAGCAGAUGGAAGAGUGGAAGAAGGUCGCUAACCAGCUGGAUAAAGAUCACGCAAAGGAAUACAAAAAGGCACGACAGGAGAUCAAAAAGAAGUCAUCGGACACACUGAAACUGCAGAAGAAAGCCAAGAAAGGGAGAGGAGAUAUACAGCCGCAGCUGGACAGUGCCCUGCAAGAUGUCAAUGACAAGUACCUUCUCCUGGAAGAGACAGAGAAGCAGGCAGUGAGGAAGGCGCUGAUCGAGGAGCGCAGCCGAUUCUGCUCCUUUAUAUCCAUGCUGAGGCCCGUCAUUGAGGAGGAAAUCUCCAUGCUAGGUGAGAUAACCCAUCUACAGACCAUAUCAGAGGACCUGAAAAUGCUCACCAUGGAUCCUCACAAACUGCCUUCUGCAAGUGAACAGGUGAUCCAUGAUUUGAAAGGCUCCGACUACACUUGGUCUUACCAAACUCCACCAUCUUCCCCAAGUACGACCAUGUCUCGGAAAUCCAGUGUCUGCAGCAGUCUGAACAGUGUAAACAGUAGUGACUCCCGAUCCAGUGGUUCUCAUUCCCACUCACCCACUUCACACUAUCGCUAUCGCAGCUCCAAUCUGCCCCAGCAGCCCCCCAUGCGGCUGUCCAGUGUCUCGUCCCAUGAUUCCGGAUUCAUUUCUCAGGACGCCUUUCAGUCAAAGUCUCCGUCCCCCAUGCCUCCCGAAGCUGUCAAUCAGAAUUCGUCCAGCUCUGGUUCCUCAGAAGCCUCCGAAACCUGCCAGUCCGUGAGCGAGUGCAGCUCCCCCACUUCUGUGAGUUCCGGUUCUACCAUGGGAGCGUGGGCUUCUACUGACAAGUUAUCUAAUGGGUAUAACCAGUAUAGUCUGCCCAGUGAUAUGGCGCCUGUCAGUGCAGGUCCUUCCUCUCAUUUCCCGCUUCCCGUCUCCCGCCCCUGGACCCGCUCUAGCUCCACCCUCCCAGAAUGUCAUCACUAUUACACCAUUGGGCCAGGCAUGUGUCUUUCAUCUAAGGUCCCCAGCUGGAAGGACUGGGCUAAACCAGGUCCAUAUGACCAGCCAAUGGCGAACACCCUUCAGCGACGCAAACGUGAGGCUGACCCAUCAGGAGGAGCUUUAAUUACUACUCCAGGACACCUCGAUGAGCCUUCAGUUCCCAGGAACAUCCCAGUACCUGCAGCAUUCAGGCAAGGAGAAGAAGCGGAGGCAACUAAUGAAGAGCUAGCCCUUGCGCUGAGCAGAGGUUUGCAACUGGACACCCAGAGGAGUAGCAGGGAUUCUCUGCAGUGUUCUAGUGGAUAUAGCACCCAGACUACUACACCCUGCUACUCAGAGGACACUAUCCCCUCCCAAGUUUCAGAUUAUGAUUACUUUUCUGUGAGUGGCGACCAGGAGGGGGAGCAGCAAGAUUUUGACAAGUCCUCCACCAUCCCAAGAAACAGCGACAUCAGCCAGUCCUACAGGAGGAUGUUCCAAGCAAAGAGGCCAGCCUCAACAGCAGGUCUGCCAGCCACCUUCGGCCCGGUUAUAGUCACUCCUGGCGUGGCUACCAUCAGAAGGACCCCAUCCACAAAACCAUCUGUUAGGCGUGGAACCAUGGGAGGAGGUCCUAUUCCAAUAAAAACACCGGUUAUUCCAGUUAAAACACCUACAGUGCCCGAUCUCCCAGGUGGGCUUCCUAGAAGCCCAAGUGAAGAUUACGGAGAGCAAAGUCCUGAUUCUCCGUGUGCUACAGAAAGUGCGACAUUGACCAGUGACAUGCCUUCUUCUCUGUGGAGUGGCCAAGCCACAGUCAAUCCUCCUGUUCCAGGAACACAAGGUCCUGUUCUGGAAGAACAAAGGCAAACAAGGCCAGAAAACGAGGAGGAGGAAGGAGAUCAGGUCAACUCGCCUACAGCUGAUCCUAUGGCCCAAGCAGACCCAGAACCUGGGGAGGCAAUCCAAGGAGAGAACAUGCUGUACGCAAUUCGCCGUGGAGUCAAACUGAAGAGAACCACCACAAAUGAUCGUUCAGCUCCUCGGCUGGCCUAGAUAUGGGACGAUACCAAGAAGAGGGAGCAUUGGUCAAGAAAUAAGAAACUUCACCCUGACACUUAUUUGUCUUUUAUCCAUUCCAGUGUGUGAUUGAAAUACUGGGGCCGGCCAAAACCCAACGGAGUAAACUGUAGUAAAGUAAACUGUAGCAUUACCACAAACAGGACUGCGUAGAGAAGCAGCGUUAAUAUAUGUCCUUGUAUCUGUUCUGUAAAUAGUGAUCUUCUUUCUGCACAUUCUUAAUCCCUCCGAGCUAGUUUCUUCCUUACAGAAUUUCUUUUUUUUUUUUUACAACGUUUCCAUAAGGUGCCAAAUUCCCAUUUGAAUUUUAUAUGUAAGUCUUUGUAAAUUUGAAAAA